This is a messenger RNA of Dermacentor silvarum, 5596 nucleotides long. It is a transcript of the gene brm, whose product is annotated as transcription activator BRG1-like. Gene Ontology annotation, biological process: positive regulation of transcription by RNA polymerase II. The record is from RefSeq and is a predicted model, not a curated record. Gene Ontology annotation, molecular function: transcription factor binding; histone binding; ATP-dependent chromatin remodeler activity. Gene Ontology annotation, cellular component: nucleus. NCBI's taxonomy places the organism in Eukaryota, Metazoa, Arthropoda, Arachnida, Ixodida, Ixodidae.
UUCCUUGUUUCUUUCCGCGGUACCGGGGCUGCAUCACGAGUACGCCAUUGUCGGCUUCGAGUGCGUGUAGCGGCGGUUCUCUAUUCCCCGAACCCGUCAACUGGAACUUUGGAAAGCCGUCGCACCGCUUGACAGGUGGAGCGGCGGCUCCCAGCGUCGCCCAUGGCGUCGGGCGAGGAGAUGAUGUCCGCUUCGCCUGGGCCGCAGUCCCAAGGCGGCCCGCCUCCUCAGCAGGGCGGCCCGCACCCGAAUGACGGUCACAUGCAACAGGGAUACCCUUCCGAUAACAUUCACAUGCUGCAAAGGGCCAUCAACAACAUGGAAUCGGAGAAGGGCAUGGCUCCAGACGAUCCCCGUUACCCCCAGAUGCUGGGCAUGGGGGGCAGCCGAGGGGGAAAGCCACCUGGAGGCGCUGCUGGAGGCAGUGGCGGCAGCUCGGGGGUCCCCAGCCCCAUCAUGGGACCGCCACCUGUCCCACCCCAGGGGGCGGGGCCUAUGGGAGGACCGUCUCCCCAUGAUGGACCACCACCACCGCACCAUGGUUACGGACCUCCACCACCUCAGGGUCCCCCACCACCACAGCACAUGGGGCCAGGUCCGGGUCCGCACGGCUACGGCAUGGGUCCACAGCAGACGGGAGGCUACGGAGCUGGUGGUGGCCCCUACCAGCAACAGCCGUACCCUCCUCCGCAGCAGGGAGGAGGAGCAGCUGCCGGCACAGCCCCUCCUCACCAGCCGGGACCACACCCGCACCAUCCACCGGUUGCUUCAGAGCCUCCUGACCCAGCCUCGCAGACAGGUUACAACAGCGGAGGAGGACCUGGCAGCGGGGGUCCGCCUUCCAACGGGUCCGCAGGCAGUGCACCUCCAGGUGCCGAGGGAGGCAGCAGUUCGGCUGGCGGCGGCUCGAAACCGUCGCUGCUGAGUCCCCCACAGUUGACGCAGUUGCGGGCCCAGAUCAUGGCGUACAAGCUUCUGGCACGCAACCAACCCGUGCCAGACCACAUCAGCAUGGCCGCCCAGGGCACGGGCUCCUCGCAGGGCACCCCGCAGGGCUCGCCUCAGCCGGGACCGCCGUACAUGCACAGGCCACCAGGAGCUCCAUCGCCUUCCAUGAGGCCGUCCCCCCAGCCGGCACCACCCAUGGGGGCGGGAGGCCCCCCGCAGCAGUACGGGCCCAGCAGCCAGGGCGCCGGUGCUGGAGGCCCAGCCGCCCUGGGUCCUCAGUACGGGCCCGUGGCACCGACUUCUGUGGCCGCAGUGCCACCGGGGGUGCCGCCCCCUCCUCCGCACGGCCAGCCCCCCCACCCCAUGAUGGGGUCCCAGGGGGGCGGAGCUCCGACGCCUCCACCCCAGGGGGCUGGGGCAGGGCCACCCGGGGGCGGGGUGCCCCUGCAGCAAGGCCCCCGGCCCGGUUGCCAAGCGCCACCGCAGAGUGCGAGGGGAAGUCCCGGAACAGGACCGCCGUCCUCUAUGCCGGCCAUGAUGCAGAUGCAGCAGCAGAAGCAAAACCGCAUCACACCCGUGGCCAAGCCCCAGGGCAUCGACCCCAUCGAGGUCCUGAAGGAGAAGGAGAACCGGCUGACGAGCCGCAUCGCCCAUCGCAUCGAGGAGCUCUCCAAGCUGCCUGCCAACCUGCCCGAGGACUUGCGCAUCAAGGCCAUGAUCGAGCUGCGCGCCCUGCGGCUGCUCAACUUCCAGCGGCAGCUGCGCGCCGAGGUGGUGCAGUGCAUGCGCCGGGACACCACCCUCGAGACCUCGCUCAACCCCAAGCUGUACAAGCGGACCAAGCGGCAGAGCCUCCGCGAGGCCCGCCUCACCGAGAAGCUCGAGAAGCAGCAGAAGCUGGAGCAGGAGCGCAAGCGCCGCCAGAAGCACCAGGAGUACCUGGCGGCCGUGCUGCAGCACGGCAAGGACUUCCGCGAGUUCCACCGCGGGGUCCAGGCCAAGGUGGCCAAGGUGAACAAGGCGGUGGCCACGUACCACGCCAACACGGAGCGCGAGCAGAAGAAGGAGCAGGAGCGUGUCGAGAAGGAGCGUAUGCGGCGCCUCAUGGCCGAGGACGAGGAAGGAUACCGCAAGCUCAUCGACCAGAAGAAGGACCGCCGGCUGGCCUUUCUGCUCUCGCAGACGGACGAGUACAUUCACAACCUCACCGAGAUGGUGCGCCAGCACAAGGCCGAGCAGCGACGGAAGCUGCGCGAGAAGAAGAAGAAAAAGAAGAAGAAGCAGCCGCAGCCGGGCCAGCAGGGGCAACAGGAAGGGAGCGCCGGGAGUGGCGCUGGGGCUGGCAGUGGGGAAGGCGGCCCGCCGGGGUCGUCGGACGCAGCGAUGGAUGCGAUGGAUGAAAGCUCACAGCACAGUGACCUCAGGGUCAACGUCAUCGAGACAGCAACUGGCAAGGUCAUUGAAGGCAAAGAUGCUCCACUGGCGAGCCAGCUUGAUGCAUGGCUCGAAAUGCACCCUGGAUUUGAAGUGGCACCGAGAGAAGCCAGUGAUGACGAGGAGGAAGGUGAAACCGAUGACUCAACGGAGUCCGAGGAUGAGGGUGACGACAAUUCCCAGCAACCCCUACUGCAGCAGCAGCAGCAGCAGCAACAGCAGCAGCAGCAGCAGCAGCAGCCUGUCAGCACUCCGAACAAGAUGGAGGGCUCGCCCGACGACCACGUCAAGAAUGUGAUUCAGGCCGCAGCUGCCGAGGAUGACGAGUACAAGGCGGGUGGCUACCAGAACUACUACAACAUAGCGCACGCCAUCCGAGAGGAGGUGCACGAGCAGGCCAGCCUUAUGGUCAACGGGUCACUCAAGGAGUACCAGGUCAAGGGGCUCGAGUGGCUCGUCUCCCUCUACAACAACAACCUCAACGGCAUCCUGGCCGACGAGAUGGGUCUCGGCAAGACCAUUCAGACAAUUGCUGUCAUCACAUACCUCAUGGAGAAGAAGCGCAUUAAUGGACCCUAUCUCAUCAUUGUACCACUUUCGACACUGUCCAACUGGAUGCUCGAGUUUGACCGGUGGGCGCCGUCUGUGGUCAAAGUGGCAUACAAGGGUUCACCUAACCUGCGGCGGCAGCUGUCGCAGCAGCUGCGCAGCAGUAAGUUCAACGUGCUCAUCACCACCUACGAGUACGUCAUCAAGGACAAGGCGGUGCUGGCCAAGCUCCGCUGGAAGUACAUGAUUAUCGACGAGGGUCACCGCAUGAAGAAUCACCACUGCAAGCUGACUCAGAUCCUCAACACGCACUACAGCGCGCCGCACCGCCUGUUGCUGACGGGCACACCAUUGCAGAACAAACUGCCUGAACUGUGGGCCCUGCUGAACUUCUUAUUGCCGAGCAUCUUCAAGAGUUGCAACACGUUUGAACAGUGGUUCAACGCUCCCUUUGCUACGACCGGUGAAAAGGUGGAGCUGAAUGAAGAGGAGACGAUCCUGAUCAUCCGACGUCUCCACAAGGUCCUGCGACCAUUCCUGCUGAGGCGACUCAAGAAAGAGGUCGAGUCGCAACUUCCCGAAAAGGUGGAGUACGUUGUGAAGUGCGACAUGUCAGCACUGCAGAGACUCCUGUACAGACACAUGCAAACGAAGGGUGUACUUCUUACCGAUGGAUCUGAAAAGGACAAGAAGGGCAAGGGUGGCACCAAGACGCUGAUGAACACCAUCAUGCAGCUGCGCAAGAUCUGCAACCACCCGUUCAUGUUCCAACACAUUGAGGAGGCUUACGCCGAGCACAUUGGUUGCACUGGGAGCAUUGUGCAAGGACCCGACCUGUACCGAGUGUCUGGCAAGUUUGAGCUGCUUGACCGGAUACUCCCCAAGCUGCGCUGCAAGCAGCACAGGGUGCUUCUCUUCUGUCAGAUGACCACCCUGAUGACCAUCAUGGAGGACUACCUCACCUACAGGGGGUACCGGUACCUGCGUCUCGACGGUACAACCAAGGCGGAAGACCGUGGUCAGUUGCUGGAAAUGUUCAAUGCCAAGGAGUCUCCCUACUUCAUCUUCCUGCUGAGCACCCGGGCCGGUGGCCUGGGGCUCAACCUGCAGGCGGCAGACACGGUCAUCAUCUUCGACUCGGACUGGAAUCCACACCAGGACCUGCAAGCGCAAGAUCGAGCCCAUCGGAUUGGCCAAAAGAACGAGGUGCGGGUGCUGCGGCUCGUGACGGUCAACUCGGUGGAGGAGCGCAUCCUGGCAGCGGCCAAGUACAAACUCAACCUGGACGAGAAGGUCAUCCAGGCCGGCAUGUUUGACCAGAAGUCGACGGGCACCGAGCGCAAGCAGUUCCUCCAGGCGAUCCUCACCCAGGAUGAGAACGACGAGGAGGAAGAAAAUGAGGUGCCAGAUGAUGAAACCAUCAACGAAAUGAUUGCCAGAAACGAGGAAGAACUGGAGCUUUUCCAGAAAAUGGACAUCGACAGGAGAAGAGAGGAGGCACGCAGCGUCAAGAGAAAACCUCGGCUGAUGGAGGAAGACGAGCUCCCCAAGUGGCUGCUCAAGGACGACGCUGAGGUGGAGCGGCUAACCAAUGAGGAAGAGGAGGACAAGCUGUUCGGACGAGGAAACCGGCAGCGAAAGGAGAUCGACUACUCAGAUGCUCUCACCGACAAGGAGUGGCUUCGGGCCAUUGAAGAUGGGAACCUGGAUGAGAUGGAGACGCGCAAACGCUCCCGCAAGUCCGGUGGCAAUGGCGCCGCCUCGUCAAGCUCUGGCGGUGAGCGGGGCGGCAAACGCAAGAGCGGCCCCUCCCGGCAGAUGGUGGACGACGAACCUGUGGUAAAGAAGCGCCGCGGCCGGCCGCCCGUCGAGAAGGCCUCACCCAACCCGCCCUCCCUGACCAAGCAGAUGCGCAAGCUCAUUGACAUUGUCAUCAACUACAAGGACAGUGAUGGCCGUGUACUGAGUGAAGCCUUCCUGCAGCUGCCAUCUAAGAGGGAGCUUCCCGACUAUUACGAUGUCAUCAAGAAACCCGUUGAUCUGAAAAAAAUCAAGGCUCGCAUCCGUGAGCACCGGUACCGGACGCUGGACGACCUGGAGGACGACUUCAUGCUGCUCUGUGUCAACGCCCAGACGUACAACGUGGAGGGCUCGCUCAUCUACGAGGACUCCAUCGUGCUGCAGUCGGUGUUCACCAGCGCCCGCGAGCGGUUACAGAAGGACGGCGACCUGGCCCUGGGCACGGACGACCAGGACACCGACGAGGACGGUGCCGGACCGUCGGCCGAGCACGGCUCGGAGGAAAAGACGAAGAAGCGCAAGAGUCGCCAUGUGCGGCGGUACAUCAGCGACGAUGACGACACUGAAGAAAGUGACUAGUUGGCAGCGUGCCCCCCCCCCCCCCAUCACCCUUACUUCCACCUUUCAUUUGCACCACAUCAAUCGUGUCCAUCGAAUUUCACCCUGUGAUGCCAGAGAGAGAGUCUCCCCAUCAGUUCUGUUUCCUUGUACAUCAACUUUCUUCUUUUUCUUUUUUUUUCUGUUUUCUCGUCACGGCCUACUUCUGUUUGUUCAGAAACUUCUUUAAUGUUGUUUCUUGGCCUUUGUAUCAUGUUUCUAUCGCUUCUAAUGGGAAUAAACAGCUGCUACCAUCUCACAAAUUGAA